UUUGAUGUAAUUAAAUUGAGGAGCGGACCUCUCCCGCAAGAAAAGAAUAGUUGGUGAAGUAUAAGGAUAUAUGAAUAAGAUUGAUUCUUGUUCUUCUGUAUGACUCCGCCCCCUUUCCUCAUAAUCCCUUUCUUCCCAUGUUACUCUUCUUCUCUGUUUCUUUUAAUUAAUUAUUUUUCAUCGUUUUGCAUUAUCUUCUAAAUUUAAUUUCACGUCAAAAACAAUACCUUUUUUAAACAAUUAAUUAAUAUUUUUAUUGUUAAAAAGAAAUUAUUACGAAAAAGACCACUAAGAAUAUAUAGAGAAAGAAAAUGACAAUCUUUCUCUUUUUGUAUGAGAAAAAUUCCUGAUUUAAUUUUUCAUUAGCAUUGGAGAAUCUCUCGUUAUUCUCUCUAUCUUUCCUUUUUUUUUUAGUCUCUAAUUUCUAUUCACGGACUCCAUUUUCUGGAUUCGAAGGUCAGUUUCGCUCAUCUCUCGAUUAAUUUAGUAAAGUUUGUCUCUUUUUUUCUUCGAUAUUUAUUUAUUUUUUGGUUUGCUUUGUAUAAUUUUUUCUUAUUGAAAUUAUCCGUUUCCCGAAAUGGGUUUAUUUUGAAGUUUUAGUCUUAUUAUUAUUAUUGUUGUUAUUUUGGGGAGUAUGUCAAUGUUUCUGAAAUGAAUACGCUGUGGCUAGUUCAUUUUGUGAGAACUGAACUUGUUAAGUUAAUUUCUUUUAGUAAUCCAAUAAUUAGGGUUCUCUCCCUUAGUGAAUUCACAUUUUGGAAUCAUUUUUUUUAGAAAUUAUUAAUUUGUUUCUAUGUUUAAUUUUUAAGCAUUAUUUAGCUGCAUUUGCAGGAUCCUUUGUGGCAUAAUAUUAAGUAGUUAACUGUUAUCAAUUUUGAUUAUUUGUUCAUAAAGUGUUUGAUAUUUUGAGCGUACCAAAUAAUCAAAAAAAAAAUGUGUUGUUAUUUGGUUGGCUUUGGUUCAGGAGAAUUUUAAGAGUAAAUCUAAUAAUAAUAAGUAAAAGGAGAAGAAGGGAAGAGAACAAUUUUUGGAACACGAAUUAUAUAUAUAUAUAUAUAUUAUUGAUGGGCAAUAAAUUGGGAAGGAAGAGGCAAGUGGUGGACGAGAGGUAUACACGGCCGCAAGGGUUGGAUAUUGAUAUAGAUGUAGAUAUUAAGAAGCUGAGAAAGCUGAUACUUGAUUCAAAGCUCGCUCCGUGUUAUCCUGGGGAUGAAGAGUGUUGUUCUGAUCUUGAAGAAUGCCCAAUUUGCUUUUUGUAUUAUCCUAGUCUCAACAGAUCAAGAUGUUGCAGGAAAAGUAUUUGUACAGAAUGUUUUCUGCAGAUGAAGAAUCCUAAUUCGGCUCGUCCUACGCAGUGUCCAUUCUGCAAAACCCCAAACUAUGCUGUGGAGUAUCGAGGUGUGAAAACAAAAGAAGAAAAAGGGAUGGAGCAAAUUGAAGAACAACGUGUCAUAGAAGCACAACUUAGAAUAAGGCAGCAGGAACUUCAGGAUGAAGAAGAAAGAAUGCAGAAAAGACGAGAAUCGAGUACUUCAACUGGUGUUGCACCAGGAGAAGUUCAAAACAGUUCGGUUGCAGCUCGUUCCUCUGGUGCGGAGGAAGUAGUUUCUUUUCAAGAUUCACAACCUGCCUUGAUGAGUAAACAACCUUCAAAUCCUAGGUCAAACAGGGAUGAGUUUGACAUAGAUCUUGAGGACAUAAUGGUCACGGAAGCAAUUUGGCAGUCAAUUCAGGAGAACUGUGGACAGAGAAAUUCUAGCUGCAGAGAUGCUGCUUCUUUAGUCCAACAUGUUUCAGGAUAUCGUUAUAUCUCUCCUGCUAUGACAACAGUGGCUGGUUCAUCAUCAUCUGCUUCUGCUAGUCAUGUUUGUGCGGUAGCUGGCCUAACUGAGUGGCAGCAGAUGACUGGAGAAUCUUCUUCCAAUUAUAAUGUAAAUUUGCCAGCAUUCAAUAUGCUUCCCAGCAGCAGCAGGUUUUGUUGUAAUAGGUUGGACCAAGUUGCUGAGAACUAUCAUUCUGCACAAAGUCCGGUUGACAUGUCAGCUGAAGGUGGGAUGACACCAGCAAGAGAUGAAGGGGAAUGGGGCGUAGAUCUUGGACCAGAAGUAGCCAAAGCAGGGACUAGCUAUGCAAGCUCUGAUGUUCUGGGAGAUGCUUCUGGGAUCUCUAUGAUACCACCGCAAGAAGAUGAAAUAAGGGACGGUUUUUAUAAUGUCUCUGAACCCAUUGUUCCCGAAAGUUAUGAGGAGCAGAUGAUGCUGGCUAUGGCUCUAUCUCUGGCUGAAGGUAGAACUAUGACAAGCGGCGUUGGACCACGGUCAAGCUACGAGCGAUCAUCUUUCUCAAACAGAUGAUGCUGGCCAUGGUGCUACCCAAGUCUCGAACUGGGACAAAUUGUACUUUUAGCUCCUCAACAACCCAGUUUAAAGGUCAAUGUAUUGAUGAUCCUUUCUCGUCUUCACACAUUUCACUCCAUACAUAUAGAUGUUAGGAAAAAGUAAACAGAUCAUAGUAGCAAAUGAAUGAUUGUUUGUUUAUCCAAUUCAUAAUGUUUUGGAUUUC
Messenger RNA from Gossypium raimondii (Peruvian cotton), 2562 nucleotides. Its product is annotated as E3 ubiquitin-protein ligase DA2L. The transcript has 8 exons. Gene Ontology annotation, cellular component: cytoplasm. The record is from RefSeq and is a predicted model, not a curated record. Bases 1065 to 2354 code for a protein of 429 amino acids. Lineage: Eukaryota; Viridiplantae; Streptophyta; Magnoliopsida; Malvales; Malvaceae.